AACCAGCGCGAACUUUGAAAGUGGUAACAUUUUUUUCACGUGGUUUAGGAAUUCUUCGACUUGCUCUUUUGUAGGGUGUAUUAUACUGUGAUUAUCAUCCUAUCCUGUACAUCGAGAACAUCUCACCUCGAAACAUAAGAAGAAACUUAUUUUUAUUCGACGGACAAUUACCAGUUCGUAUUGUACCUAUUGCGGAAUUAAGUCGUAAAUAGGUCUGCAAUUUAUUAUAUACUCACAGUCUCUAAUCCUAGUAUUAACCAGGUUAAUACUUAAUAACAACUAAUACUCAGAUAUUAUAUUUAAUUUAACGAGCACUGUGCUCACUUAUAUUCAUAUCAUGUCCAAUAACUCCAGUAAAAGAGGAAUUUCACCAACUUCUAAGCCAAAUAAAAGGUCCAAAUCUGUAACCCCUACAACUGACGACUCAGUGCUUGACAAUGUCGAACCUUUAACUACUGAAAAAUAUGUGCAUUGUACACAAAUGUCCCUAUCGUCACCAGAUUCACCAUGUCGCAGCCCCUCUAUCUUUACGUGCAGUAUGCCAACGGUAAGACUGGUUGACAUGCAAGACACUAUACCUACGUGCAUUGAAAAGUCAGCACAGUCUACUAAACAGUAUGUGCUACCAAGGCCUAAGUCUAAAAUUUCAAAAACUAAAGAGUCCAAUGGUCCACCGCAUACGCACCAAAAUACUGAUAGAUAUAGUAAUGACAUCCGACAGCUACAAAACUCUCUAUCCGAAAUUAACGGCAAACUUGAGCAAUUAGCACCCCUCACUCAUAUAUGGGGCCUUGAUACAGACAGAAAUCUUGAGCAACUCACUAAAGCUGAGUGUAUUUUGGAGUUUGUGGCUGAAGAAGUGACGAAGAGAGUAAUGUCCUCCUUCAAUGCAGUUGUGUAUAACCUCCCCGACCGCACACACCCAUCUAAGUUAAGAGAUAUUUGCCUUAGAGCAUGCGGUAUGCCGAACGUUAACUGCA
Schistosoma curassoni is the source of this 980-nucleotide messenger RNA. The record is from the annotation of a GenBank genome assembly. NCBI's taxonomy places the organism in Eukaryota, Metazoa, Platyhelminthes, Trematoda, Strigeidida, Schistosomatidae.